Messenger RNA from Cyprinodon tularosa, 6087 nucleotides. Its product is annotated as G-protein coupled receptor 22. Gene Ontology annotation, biological process: G protein-coupled receptor signaling pathway. Lineage: Eukaryota; Metazoa; Chordata; Actinopteri; Cyprinodontiformes; Cyprinodontidae. Gene Ontology annotation, molecular function: G protein-coupled receptor activity; peptide binding. The record is from RefSeq and is a predicted model, not a curated record. Gene Ontology annotation, cellular component: membrane. The transcript has 2 exons. The coding region runs from base 741 to 2423 and encodes 560 amino acids.
GCAAGUGUGCGUAAUGCGUUUUAGGGGCGAGACGGAAGGAGGCGCAUUUGGGAAAUCUUGCUGAAUUACAAGACGAAUGUUCCCCCUUGAGGAAUUUCAGGUCGUCCUUGUGAAAAGCUACCCAUGCACGCCACCAACCCCCACCACCACCACCACUCCUUUUGCCUCUCUAUCUCCCAUUCUCUCUAUCCUCCCUGCUUCCCCUCCCCUCCGCUUGCAGAUCACCUUAUUGGUCGCUGGGAUGGAGCAACUGCGCUCAAGCGUGCCGUUAGCGCACCAUCAUGUCUUUGACCGGUCCGCGUUUGGGAUGCUGUUUAAGUCCACGGCUUAGAAGAGGACAGGUGUUAACGCGCCUUGUUAGAAAAGACCGUCGGAAACAGGUUAAGUUUGUGGAUUUGUAAGCGGACGGCGCACUGUUGCGGCUGCAGCGGUCUGCAUCUGCAGGCGCGGAGGGUUUCCCCCCCUCCCGCUGUAAUAUUUAUGACAAAACGGAGAAGAAAUAUUCUGGUCACGUUUUGGGCUGACAACCGGCUGUCCUGGAGAGCGCUGGAGUGGAUCAGGGGUCCAGUGCUGGAGAAGGCGCUGCGCACAGACACCUGCAGUACAAUGUAAUGGGAAUUCCCAUCAACCAAACGGAUCCAGAUCUGGUCACCAUCUCCACCACUGUCUCAUCUGAGCCAGAGAAAAAGGAAACAUAGACAAUGGUCAGGUGCUGUUGCUAUGCAUGAAGGACCACUGUUAUGUCAAUGGAGACAGACGGCUAUCGUGACCUCCUGGAGACCAGUGAUGGUCAGGGGGUUGGCCUGCUGGAUGGCGGGGGAGAGGUGGGCGUGGAGGAGGGCUGGAACACACCCUAUCCUUUUGGUUUCCAGGUGUCACUGACCACUGUCCUCGUACUGGAACUGGUGUUGGGCUUCAGCAGCAAUCUGACAGUACUUGUUCUCUAUUGUGCCCAGUCCAACCUGGUAGAUUCCGUCAGCAACCUCGUGACCGUCAACCUCCAUGUGCUCGACAUACUGGUCUGUGUGCUCUGCUUGCCACUGACAGUGGCUGUGAUCCUGGUACCAGCGAAUGAAAAUGGGCUUAACAGCUUGGCUACACUUUGCUGCUUCCAUGAAGCUUGUGUCACAUUCACAAGUGUGGCUACAGCAGUUAAUGUAUUGGUGAUCAGUUUGGACAGAUAUGACAUCUCGGUACGUCCAGCCAGUCGUUUGCUGACCCCUAGGCGUGCUGCAUUGCUCCUAGCAGCAGUUUGGGCCAUCUCUCUGGCUGUUUUCUUCCUGCCCUUCCUUGAAGGGGACUUCUUCUCUUCAUUGGCUAAGGAUACUGAGGAUGAAGAGCUGGAUAGGAAGAAUAAUGACUUAGAGCUCACUACUGAACAUACCCCCAUUUUUUCAUCCUUCUCUCCUUCUUUAUUGCCCUCCACCAUUCCCUCCUCUUCCUCACACUCCAUGCCACCUGUAUGGCAAAACAGGACAUUGUUAUGUGUUGGAGGACAGGGGUAUUACACUGGUAUGGCAAUGUAUUAUCACUUGUUACUCCAAGUACCUUGUUUCUUUAUAGCUGUUGCAGUCAUGCUGUUCACCUACUCCAGGAUCCUGCAGGCCCUCAACAUCCGCAUAGGUUCCCAUAUGAUGAGGAACACACGGUCAAAGGACUCCACCUGCAGGAUACGUUGCAGAAGGAAGAGGAGGAGAGAACUAAGCCUGCCAACAGAAGCAGUGUCCAACCAAAAUCAAAACCCCAGUAACCCGUCCCAUACCCCCUCUGGUGCCCCAACUCCAACAUCACCUCCAUCAGUACUUUCAAUGCCCCCUGGGAUGUCUGAUAGUGGGGCUACAGUAACUACUGUCAGCACUGCAGCAACCACCCCUAUUGCAACCACCCCAGCUUCUCCAACUCCACCUUCAGCUCCAGUUCGAACCCAUGCCUCCACACCUUUGCCCGCUUCAUCUGUUGGUGUGCAGGCUUCAGUUUCAGCUAUCAUUGCUUUGAGAAGGGCAGUGCGCAGGCACAGGGACAGACGCGAACGGCAGCGUCGCGUCCUGAAGAUGUCUUUAAUCAUUAUAUCUACCUUCCUGGGCUGUUGGGCCCCUCUGUCUGCAGUAAACGUACUGAUCCUUUGCAUGGGUCCCAGUGACGGCCUGGUUGAGCUGCGUUUGUGCUUUUUGGCCAUGGCUUAUGGGACGACCAUUUUUCACCCUCUGCUCUAUGCUUUCACAAGGCAGAAACUGCGGCGUGCCCUCAAGACACGUGUAAAGAAAAGGGUAGUAUCACUUCUGCAGGUGGACCCAGCUCCCAGUGGGGGGACUGUGAUUCAUAACUCUUGGGUUGAGGGGGGAGGCCAGAGAAAAGGCCGUAAGUCACGGGUGGAGGCUAGUGAUGGCACUGAUCGAUGUCUCACCGAAGCAGUGAGAGAAUGAAGCUGGGUCUUUAAAGACCAGCUGUGCAUUAGAGAACAUUGUGCAGGUUCAAAAUAAUGUAUCUUAAGUAAGAAACUGAUUGAGAUGGAUUGCUUGUAUAUUUGUGAGUAGUUUGUAGGACAAAUGAGCAGGAUAUAGUUUACAAAGGUCAUAAAAAACUUUUACUCUCCAGUUUUUCAUAAGAUUGGGAACCAGGAGAGUUUUAAUCUCUUAUGAGAGCUUGCUUUUUGCUCUCCUUACAUAUGCCCUUGCAAAUCCACCUCUUACUGCCACUAGGCAAAUGCUAUAACAAACCUUCACAUAACCACUCUGAUUGCUAGUGUGAUCCCUUCAUGUAAUGUAAGGGUUAAAUAUCUGCAAUGGCAUACAAAUCAGUAUUGCUCCUCUGUGCACUUUUAUCUGCAUGUGCAUGUAUAUAUGCACAGUUGAAAACACAAAAGCAAAGCCCCACACACACAGACAAACACUCAGUGCACACUUACGUACAUAUAGUCACUCUCUGUGAAAGCACACAAAUAUCUACCUGCACAGGUGUUCUCAGUGAUGAAAACAUUUCUGAAAACGUUUUUUUUUUUUUUUUUCAUUAUUUCAUGCCUUAAAUGAGUUGUUUGUAUAUUGUCAUGGUGCUGAAUGUCUGGCUGUAUGUUUACAAUAUCGUUAUUAAACCAGAGAAAAUAAAAUCUUUGCAGUGACUGCAAAAAGUAUAGCAAAGUAGUGCACUAAUCAGGGAUAACAUUAUGACCACCAACAGAUGAUAUGAACCUGAAAGAUUUUCCCCUUGUCAUGGUACCUGUUAUUUAGUGUAUUCUCUGAUACAGUCUACACAAAAUGCAUGUUAAAAACACACAUCCAUUUUCAUCCUUAUCUGAGAUUAAAUAAAACAAGAUUUUUAGAUCAGGCAGUUUGGAACAAUACAUUUAACUUCUCAGCCAUAUUAAGGCAUUUCUUUUAAUAAUUCAUGAUUAAAGACAUGAUUCUGUUUGGGUUGUAAGGUAUACAAGUGCAUCCUGCAGUAAAUCACCCAAAACAUAAUGCUGUCGCUCUUCCUCAUAGUGAAGAUGGUUUAGCCUCUAAGUAUCUUCUUUUUUGUUUCCAAUGUAACAAUUUUCUUAAAGAGAAACACUUUAAUUUUCAUUACAUUAUUUUGAUAUCAGUGUAAAAUAUGGUUUGUGUGUACACAUAUCUGGUUCUAAAUGUAUUAGGCAAUAAUGUGGAGGUAUUUUCUCAAAGUUAAUGUGUCAGAAGGAAAAUGCGAAAGGUUUUGAAUUAGUUUAAAAAAGGACAUAUUUGGAUCUCUAGGCAUAUAGUAGACUAUAGGCAUAUAUGAUAAAAUAAUGCCAUUACCACCUACGGAGUAUUAUUUUGUUAUUGUUUUUGUUAUUUUAUACCAACCCGGGAAAAAAAACUCUUCAUUUCAAAUAAAAAUGUCUCUCCCCGUUUGGGUGCCAUCCAUUUUUGGAAGUUGCUGUGUUACAUCAAUUCUGAAGGCUGAACAAAGUCCAAGACCUCUCGAAGCUAAACAACAGAUUUUCACGACUUGGACAUUGAUAAGAAAAUAACAUCUGCUGUCCCUCUUCAGAUUCAGAUUCAGCCCUUCUCAACUGGAAAAAAGUGGUUGUUUGUUUACAGUGUAGGCAGAGCAUUGUCACAGUAGGUGUUUCCUAGAGGGGACAGGUUAACACUUUCCUGCAAAAGACCAUAACGAUUACUUGUUAUUUACAGAUAAUUUUAGGACUGGUGCUGUGAGAGCAGAAUUCAUGAGGAUUACUCAAACAUACAUCAAACAUAAUACCACUUUGUACAUGAUUUUGAUUAAUGAAUAGCAUUGCAACAUAUUUAAAAGCUUACCAAAACUUGAUUUUGCAUGAUAUAGGUCCUUUAAAUGAAAGGGAGAGAACAUUUUCAAAACGGCAGCCUGUGCUAUUUGCUGUGUGUAUCAAAAGUCAUUUAUGGGUUGGGAAUAGAUGGGGCAUAGCUGUAUUGCAGGCGCUAUACAUAUUAUGAAGAGACACAGCUGUUUGAGGUUUAACACUCCGCUUUGGAACCUUUGCUGUGUAUUUUUUAUUUUUUUGUUGUUGUUCUAUAUUUCACCUUCUCUCCAUCUGAUGUCUGAUUAUAAUCAAUGACAUGGUAAGGGGAAAAAAAAAAAAAAAAUCUCUUUAAAGAGGUGUCAGUAGUGCACCGGAUAAAGGAUAAUGGCCUCCAUGGCUUAAUGGUGUAAAUGAGGAGUGUUGCUCAAAUUGUUGAAGGAGUUCAUGUUGACUCUGUUACAAAAAGCAUACAUAGCUGUCAGUGUGCCCAUGCUGGUCAUAAUGAUAUGCCUCAGUGUUAAUUAAAAGCAUAGAAAUUAAAAGUUUACAUAUGCAUAAAAUUACAUAAAAUUACCAGGAAAAAGCAAAAACAAAAGGAAAAAACAAAGAAAGAUAUGAUUGACCUCUACUUUAAUUCUUACUUUGCAACUUUUUAAGGAAAAUGUGUACAGGUCCAGCUGAGAGGCAUGUUUCUGUUUUUUAACAUGAGUUCCAAACGUUAUAGUGAAAACAGGUUGUGUGAUCGUGUCAGUAUGUUUGCACAUUUGCAGGAUGUGUAAAUGAAGACAUGUAUGUGUUUUAGCCAAUAAUUAUGUGCAAUAAAACACAAGCAAAUCAAUGGUCCCCACUUAGAAUGUGAACAGAGUGAAUGUUUUGGGUUUUUUUUCUUUUUUUUAUCAAGGUUUUAGAAAAGUACAAAAAGAAAGGGACUUAAGCUUAUUUUAACAGCAGGAUGCUGGAUAUUAGAAUUAUAUAAAUACAUAUGUGGGGCGUUUUUGUUACUAUGUGUAUAUGAAAAUUCACUAUAGUACUACUAUAAUAGCAUCACUGCAGUUUUAAAGAGGGAAUUAAAGGGCAAUAUUUUGUAAAAAAUGAACAUUAAAAAUGUCUGAAGCCAGUGCAGAUUAACUAGAGGCAUAAACAUGAGAAAAAACCCCAACAACCUCUAACAUGGGACAGCUCCUCAUGUUAUCUCUUAGUUGCUCUGGAUGGCAGCUGUGGGAGAGUAUUUUCAAUUAUGACAUACAAAAACAGCCUCUGGACUAAGACCUGAACACGUUACACAAUACAGUCUCUUUUUCUCCUCAGGGUUUCGUGUCUCAUUUUUCCAACUCUCUGGACAAAAAAAAAAAGAAACAACAAAGGACUAAUAAUAACAACAACAACCAGCCCUCAGUCUACUGUUGUGUUAUGGAUGUUAGAAUAGGUCACAGUUUGUGUCACCAGAGUUCACUUUUUAUGAACUGAAGACUUUAAAGUUUCCUUUAGCCUUGGGCUUUAUUAUUCUCACCCUUCUUACAAACGACUUGUGAGCCAAAUUGGAAGAAAAUGACCCUUGUGUAUUCAUGUACAUUUUCAGGGAUGUAAAUACUUAACUGUUUGUUUUGUGUUUUUGUCAGAAUUCCCCUUUCCUUAGAUAGCUAUCAUCUGCAGGACAGAAAACCAUUGUGAAAAACUCUUAUCAAGCAGGAGAGUUAUAAAAUAGAAACAUGUAAGAGUAUUUGUUUUAAAAAUGUAUGUGUAUACACUGUAAUUUACAUUUAUGACCAUAUGUAUAGAGAACUAUUAGAAUUGUAGAAGAUUUAUAAUAUGUGCUAUUGUAUAGAAAUAAAUUAAAUCUGUAUUAAAACAUC